AUGGCACCGCCAAAAACUAGUGGAAAAGCAGCAAAAAAAGCUGGCAAGGCACAAAAGAAUAUCUCAAAGGAUGGAAAGAAGCAUAAACGUAAGCGCAAGGAAUCUUACGCUAUCUAUAUCUUCAAAGUGUUGAAGCAAGUUCAUCCUGACACUGGUAUUUCAUCAAAAGCCAUGAGCAUCAUGAACAGCUUUGUCAAUGACAUCUUCGAACGUAUUGCUGCUGAAGCAUCACGUCUUGCUCACUACAAUAAACGGUCAACAAUAACAAGUCGCGAAAUUCAAACUGCUGUUCGACUUUUGUUGCCUGGUGAAUUAGCAAAGCACGCUGUGAGUGAAGGAACAAAAGCAGUCACAAAGUAUACGUCAUCGAAAUAA
Molecule: messenger RNA, 375 nt
Organism: Clunio marinus
Lineage: Eukaryota; Metazoa; Arthropoda; Insecta; Diptera; Chironomidae
Source: the annotation of a GenBank genome assembly